Molecule: messenger RNA, 3784 nt
Organism: Humulus lupulus (European hop)
Lineage: Eukaryota; Viridiplantae; Streptophyta; Magnoliopsida; Rosales; Cannabaceae
Product: trihelix transcription factor GTL1
Exons: 3
Coding region: 842-3088 (748 amino acids)
Source: RefSeq, a predicted model, not a curated record
GUGAGAGCCCCUGACACCACAGCAUCUUAUUAUUAUUAUUAUUAUUAUUAUUAUCUCUCUCUCUCUCAUCUUUUUACUCUUUACUACUCCUAUACUUAUAUAUAUAUAUAUACCACUUUCUCUCUCUUUUCUUUUCUCUUUCUUAAUCAUCAUCAUCAUCCUCAUAAUCGUCAUCUUUCAUUCUCUCUCUCUACAUUUAUCUCUGUCUUCCCCACAGCCCAUCAUCUGUUGCUGCUAUCUAUCUCUCUUUGCCGUAGCAACCUCGCUGGGUACCUUUCCCACAGUCAUUUUCAUUUUUGUGUCAUAAUUUUUAUUUUAUUUUAUUUUUUUAAAAAAUAAAAAUAAAAGUGGGCGGUAGCAGUAAACAGCAGAGAGGAGAGAGAAGAAGGCCUCAGAACGAGACAGUAGUGCAGUACUUGAUGAUGAUGAGGAUGAAUAUUAUGCUCUCUCUUACUACUACUUCUACUUCUACUUCUCCCUAGCUUCGCUCCUCCUCAUUCUCUCUCUCUCUCUCUCUAUCUCUAUCUUCUUUACUGCUGCUUUUCCUUAAAAGAAGAUUUUAAAAAACUCCACUCGACUGGAGUGGACUGGACUCGAUCGAUGGAUCUCUCUCUCACCCUAUAAUAUUCCAUGCGUUUCAUUCCAUUUCAUCCUUUUUUUCUUCUUCCAGUGGACACAGGCAAAUUAUUAAGCCAAACCCAAGCCCCCCAUCUCUAGCGGGAUUCUCUUUCUGGUCGGGUCUCUUUCUCUCGAUCUCGUACAGACAGAGAAUUUGGAAAAUCAAUUGAGCUUAAUUGAUAGGCGGAGGAUUAUUAUUUCAAUUAUUAUUAAUUAGAAGGAUAUGCAGCACGGACUAGAAGUAGGCGGAGGAGGAGGAGGAGGAGGAGUGUCGUCGACAGAGGAUACCGGUGGUGGCGGAACGGGUGAGUCGAUGGAGCAAGGUGGGCAGCAGCUGCCAGUAGAAGCGGCGUCUCCCAUCAGCAGCCGACCACCUGCAGCGUCUUCAGUGAAUUUAGACGAGUACAUGGCGAUGUCGUCGGGCGGAGGAGGCGGAGGUGGUGGGAAUCGAUGGCCUCGCCAAGAAACAUUGGCUCUUCUCAGAAUUAGGUCGGAGAUGGACACGGUGUUCCGCGAUGCCUCACUCAAGGGUCCACUCUGGGAAGAUGUGUCCAGGAAACUAGCAGAGCUGGGAUACAACAGGAGUGGCAAAAAAUGCAAAGAAAAAUUUGAAAACGUUCACAAAUACUACAAACGAACCAAAGAAGGCCGCGCCGGUCGUCAAGAUGGCAAAACCUACAAGUUUUUCACCGAGCUCGAGGCUCUUCAUGCCACCACCGCCAUCGCCACCGCCACCGCCACCGCCGCCCCCCAACCUCCUCACCACCUCCCCCCUCCUCCCUCUCUCGGAGUUGGCAUCAGCAACCCAAUGCCCAUUUCCUCGUUCCCAGCUAAUAUCAACAUUACUCCUCCAACUUACUCCACCAUGCCGCCAACGUCCACACCGGCACCACCGCCCUCGCAGCAGCCCAUUACGGCAGCUCCUGUGGCCGCCAUCAGUUUCUCCUCUAACAGCUCUUCCUCAUCUCCCGGCUCAGAAGACGACGAGGACGAUGACGAUGAUGAUGUUUUCGAAGGUGGGCCGUCGAACCCAGCCGUUGUAGGAAGCAGCCGCAAACGAAAAAGAGAUUGGUCGAGCCGGCAUGGUGCUAGUACGAUGGAGUUUUUUGAGAAUCUAAUGAAACAGGUUAUGCAAAAACAAGAGGCAAUGCAGCAGAGAUUCUUGGAGGUGAUUGAAAAGAGAGAACAGGACAGGAUGAUAAGAGAUGAGGCUUGGAAAAGACAAGAGAUGGCUCGACUGAGUCGAGAGCACGAACUCAUGGCUCAGGAGCGCACCAUUUCGGCAUCCAGGGAUGCUGCCAUUAUCUCUUUUCUGCAGAAGAUUACCGGCCAGACAAUCCACUUGCCUGAUCCUCCCCCGCCCCCACCACCUCUGAACACCACCACUGGCAUCAAUCCCAAUGUUACUAUUCAUGUUCCAACCCCUACUGUGCCUCCUCCAGCGCCUGCACCGGUGGUUGCGGCGGCAGUCCCACCUGUUAUAACGCAGCAGCACCACGAUCAACAACAACUAGUGAUUGAGCGCCGCCAAUCGCCUAGUGCUGAUCGAUAUCAAACACCUAGCAGAUCUAUCAGCCAACAACCGCAGCAGCAGCAGCCGCAACAGCAACAACAGGAUCAGACGUUUACUGGGGGAGCAGCGUCGUCACGAUGGCCGAAGCCAGAAGUUCUGGCUCUCAUAAAGUUGAGAAGUGGGCUGGAAUCCAAGUAUCAAGAGGCAGGUCCAAAGGGACCUCUUUGGGAAGAAAUUUCGGCAGAGAUGCAGCGGAUGGGAUACAAGAGGAGCCCCAAGAGAUGCAAAGAGAAAUGGGAGAACAUCAAUAAGUACUUCAAGAAGGUCAAGGAGAGCAACAAGCAACGCCCAGAGGAUGCCAAAACCUGCCCGUACUUUCACGAACUUGAUGCCCUCUACCGCAAGAAGAUUAUUGGCAGCGGCAGCAUUACACCAGCAGCACAGCUGCCCCAGCCACAACCGCCGCAGGAGCCCCAGAGCGAUUUUCGAAGAGCUACUGUUGCAGCGGUUGAUAAUCAAGCACCAAAAACAGCACAGCCGGCUGCAGCAGCCAACAUAGGAACAGAAAACAAAAGCUCUGUGGCUGCCACCAGCGGCUUCGGACAAGCAACGGGGAAGCCAGAAGACAUUGUGAUGGAGUUGAUGAAAGUUCAUGAACAGGAGAAAUGUGGUGGAGGAACACAAGCAGUGCUAGUUCCUCUAGUGAAUGAUUACGAUAGGCUUGAGGAACUGGUAGACAGCGAGAAUGAGGAUGACGACGACGACGAUGAUGAUCAAGAUGACGAAGAAGACGAAGAUGAAGAAGAAGAAGACAUUAUUAUUGAUCGUGCUGAUGACGUAGAGAGGAAAAUGGCUAAUUAUAAAAUGCAAUUCCAGAGACAAAGUACAGGGCCUUCCAAUGGGGGUACUGGAAAUGAGUCACCAUCUUCCUUCUUGGCCAUGCCCAUGGUUCAAUAAUGAUAUCAUCAUCCAUUCUUGUACCAUAUAUAUAUAUAUAUACUACUAUGUAUCUAUCUAUCUAUGAGAAAAUUCUAACACCCAUGCCAUGCCCAUUUCCAGAUAUCAUCACUACUUGAAAUCCCUCGAUCUCGUAACACUAACAAUUCCAUCCUAAAUACUCAUUCUUUCUAUACCUUUGGAACUACGCACCACUCCUCUCCUGUCUCUUUUUUUGGGUAUAUACAAGAAUACUCGUGCCCAAGCAUCCUCAACUUCUUCUUCUUCUUCUUCCUUUUUUUGCAAUUCUUGUUUUUGUUCCUUCAAGAUCGGUACUAUAGAUAUGAGUAGCUAGCUUUGCUGAUGAUGAUGAUGAUGAUAUAUAUAUAUUUGGACGUACGUACGGCGGCCAAAGCUUGUAGUUUGAGAUUUUCUUCUAAUUGAUUGAUUGAUUUAUUUGUUGGUGAAUAAUAAAACCAGCCGUUUGAGAAGGCCAAACGGAGGGAAAGGGAUUGAAUUAAGUAAGAGAUUUAUAAGCAUGCAUAUAUAUAUAUAUAUAUGUAUGUAUAUAUAUAAUGCAUGCAUGCAUGCACGGAAAAUAAGCAGCAGCUAUACUUGUUCAAACACAGUUUCAGAAACAGAUAAUAUUUUCAGUAUCUCUCUCUUCUUAUUUUUUUUCCUUAUGGAAUUUUGUCAUCAUUUUCUUCUGAGCAAUAA